GUUUUGUUCAAGUCUCAGUUACAAAAGAAUGGAGUAGAGCAUCAGUUACGACGAGAAAUAGAAAUCCAGUCUCACCUAAAGCAUCCUAACAUUCUUCAACUGUACAAUUAUUUCUAUGACGAUACAAGAAUUUUUCUGAUUUUGGAGUUUGCUGCUAGAGGUGAGCUGUUUAAAGAACUUCAGAAAUGUGGAAAAUUUGAUGACAAGCGAGCUGCUACUUACAUAGCACAGCUCUGUCAUGCUCUCCUUUACUGUCAUGAGAAAAAAGUCAUCCACAGGGAUAUCAAGCCUGAAAACUUGCUGCUAGGACUGAAUGGCGAACUCAAAAUAGCUGACUUUGGAUGGUCUGUUCAUGCCCCUUCAUCUAGACGAGCUACAAUGUGUGGUACUCUUGAUUACUUACCCCCAGAAAUGAUCGAGAACAAGACGUAUAACGAGAAAGUUGACCUCUGGAGUUUGGGCAUCUUAUGCUAUGAGUUUCUUGUGGGAAAACCACCUUUUGAAAUGGAAAAUGUAAACGAUACAUACAGGCGGAUUAUUAAGGUAGAUCUUCACUUUCCCAACCAUGUUUCUGAGGGAGCUAAAGAUCUCAUAAGAAAG
Molecule: messenger RNA, 600 nt
Organism: Limulus polyphemus (Atlantic horseshoe crab)
Lineage: Eukaryota; Metazoa; Arthropoda; Merostomata; Xiphosura; Limulidae
Product: aurora kinase-like
Exons: 4
Biological process (GO): mitotic spindle organization; protein phosphorylation; regulation of cytokinesis
Cellular component (GO): spindle pole centrosome; spindle midzone; chromosome passenger complex
Molecular function (GO): ATP binding; protein kinase activity
Source: RefSeq, a predicted model, not a curated record